AGGGCCGGGCAGGGCGCAGCGGAGGCUCGGGGUCUCGGGUCCGGGAUUAGAGCCGGAGCUGUGAGCUGGUCGGGCUCAUUGUGUGCGAAGUGGCGCAGGAGGAAAGCAGAUAGAAGAGGAUGCCUCCGCGGCCGCAGACGCUCCUCCUGCUCCUGUCGAACAGCGCCGUGAUUUCCCGACAUAACCCGCCCUUUGUGUCCUCUCUGACCGAGCGUCCGCUGGUUUGUGAAGCGCAGCGUCCACCAUGCUGCCCGCUGCUGCCUCCCCAUGAAAACUCUCAAUGAAAACAAGGAGCAGGCGGCGGAGGAGGAGGGGUCCGCCAUGGAGGACAAGGAGAAUAAUCUGAAGACGGCAAGGUUGUGGAGGGAUGCCGCCCUGCGCUCCAGGAAGCUGCGGAGCAACCUACGCCAGCUCACCCUCUGCUCCAAAGACAACCAGAUCAUCCUUCCGGAUGACAUCGACGAGGUAGAGGUGCUCAACCUGGGAAACAACUCCCUCCAGGAGCUGCCGGACAGGCUGGGAUCCACCCUCAACAACCUGCGCGUCCUGGUCCUCCGCAGGAACAAGUUCUCCACCGUCCCCUGGGUGGUGUUUGAGCUGGGGCGGCUGGUGGAGCUCGACAUGAGCCACAACUGCCUGCGGAGCGUCUCUGAGGGCGUGGGGCAGCUGAGGGGCCUGAAGAAGCUGUGCAUCAGCCACAACAAGAUCCAGUCCCUGCCAGCUCAGAUUGGGGCGCUGCAGUUCCUGGAGGAACUGGACAUCAGCUUCAACGACCUGCAUGACCUCCCCAGGUCUUUCUGCAGCCUCGCCAGGCUGCGGACUCUGGACGCAGAUCACAACAAGCUGAACCAGUUUCCCCCUGAGAUUCUGGCCCUCAGCGAGCUGGAGGAGCUGGACUGCUCCGGGAACAAGUUUGAGGUGUUGCCGGCGGACAUCAUGAAGCUGCAGUCCAUUAAGAUCCUGUGGCUCAGCAGUCUGCACAUGUCCACGUUACCGGACAGCUUCUGCCGCCUGCAGCAGCUGGAGAGUCUGAUGCUGGACGGGAACGAGCUCUCUGCACUGCCAGCUGCUUUCGGUCGGCUGAAGAGACUCAAAAUGAUUAAUUUGUCCUCUAAUGAGUUUGAGAACUUCCCCCAGGUUAUUUUAAGCAUCACAGGGUUGGAGGAGAUUUACCUGAGCAGGAACAAGCUGACUCACAUCCCAGAGGACGUGGGGCAGCUGGUGGCGCUGGCCAACCUGUGGCUGGACAACAACAGCAUCACGUAUCUGCCCGACUCCAUCGUCGAGCUGGAGAAGCUGGAGGAACUCGUUUUACAGGGUAACCAAAUAGCCAUACUUCCAGAUAAUUUUGGAAAGUUGUCCAAAGUGAACAUUUGGAAGGUGAAGGACAACCCUCUCAUCCAGCCGCCCUACGAGGUGUGCAUGAAGGGCAUCCCUUACAUCGCAGCCUACCAGAAGGAGCUUGCGCAUUCUCAGCUCGCCAUCAAGCCGCGGCUCAAACUGGUCCUGAUGGGGACGAAAGACGCCGGCAAAACGCGGCUCAGGCAGAGUGUGGUGAGCAGACCGCAGGACGCUGCAGACGUCCAGGGAAACAAAGGGAUCGAGGUGACGAACUGGGUGGCGGACGCUGAUCGCUGCCUCACGUUUCUAGUUUAUGAUUUGUCAGGGAAGCAAAACUACGACCUCAUCAAACCCUUUUUCCUCUCCCCUGGUGCUCUCUACCUUCUCGUGGUGAAUCUCAAAACGUAUUCGCCAAAGAACUUUUAUGCCCAUGUCGGGUAUUUCCUCCACCUGCUCAGUGCCAAAGUGCCCCACGCCGUCGUGUGCUUGGUGGGCACACAUGCUGACCUGUGUGAUCAGGUGGAGCUGGAGGAGAAGACUCUGGACAUUCACAGGCAGAUCGGCCUGCAGGAGAAAAGGGACAUCCAGAUCCUGAGGAGUGUGGCUCUGCAGGUGGACCAGGCGCUGGAGCAGGGCUUCAACGUCCGCUCCUCCAGCCCUCACGUCCUCUUCUACGGCGUCACCGACAGGAACCUGAGGCGAAGGAGGUCCCAGCUGCAGUACAUGCUGAACCACCGGCUGCAGAUCCUGUCUCCCGUGCUGAGCGUUAGCUGCACGGAGAGCCAGAGGAACAUCCAGAGGCUGAGGGAGAAGCUCAUGUCUGUCGCAGACCACAGCGAUAUCUUCCCCAACCUCCAUCGCGUGCUGCCAAAGUCCUGGCAGAUGCUGGAGGAGCUGCACUUUAAGCCCAAAGACCUGUGGCUGUCGUGGUGGGACUCGGCCCGUCUGGGGCUGCAGGCGGGGCUCACGGAGGACCGGCUGCAGAGCGCCUUAUCCUACCUGCACGAGAGCGGGAAGCUGCUGUACUUCGAGGACAGUCUCACGCUCAAGGAAUAUGUGUUUCACAAUCUUCCGCGAUUCAUUGCAAUUCUCAACGUCUUCUUCCAAAGGGACGAGUCCACGCUGCUGGACAGGCUCCUCUCUGAGGGCGAGAGGGGGGACAAGGGCAGGGUGAGUCUGGUCAUUGAGGACGAGAAGGGAGAGAACCUCAGGGUGACCCACCUGCAGCACCACGUGGAGGGCUUCUUGCAGCACGGCCUUCUGCCCUCCAACGUCAUCCGGCUGCUGCUGCGGCCGCUCAUCCAGACACAGCAGGACCUGCACCUCAUCCUGGAGCUUCUGGAGAAGAUGGGGAUCUGCUACUGCAUCAACAAACCCCGCAGCAAGCCUCUGAACGGAGCCACCGCCUGGUACAAGUUCCCCAGCUAUGUCAGCAGCGAGGAGCCCCAGGCGGCGGCAGAGGCCUCGGCUGGUGGCGGCGGUUCUCUGCCUCACUUCUUAUCCGUGGAGCAGCUGCACAUCCAGUACAGCUUCCCCUUCCUGUUCCCUCCCGGACUGUUUGCUCGCUUCAGCGUGCAGAUCAACAGCCACGUGGUGCAGCGGUCGGAUGGCAGGCAUCAGAUCUUCGCCUACCGAGGUAAAGUCCCCGUGGUGAUUAGCCACCGGCCCUCCAGAGGGAAGCUGCAGCCGGAGACUCUGUCCAUCGCCAGCCACGCCUCGCUGCCCAACAUCUGGACAGCGUGGCAGGCCGUCACGCCGCUGGUGGAGGAGCUGAACGUGCUGCUGCAGGAGUGGCCCGGCCUGCACUACUCCGUACACAUUCUCUGUUCCAAGUGCCUGAAGAGAGGGUCGUCCAGCCCACACGCCUUCCCAGGGGAGCUGCUGAGCCAGCCGAGGCCUGAAGGUCUGACGGAGAUCGUCUGUCCAAAGAACGGCUCGGAGCGCGUCAACGUGGCUCUGGUCUACCCCCCGACCCCCACCGCCCUCAGCCCCGGGCCCCACUGACCCACCAGGGCCCCGGGGCCUCCUGGAGCCUCCUUCAGCCUCCUGUGACUCCUCUACACCUCCUCCACCUCCUGGAGCCUCCUCUGCACCUGCUUCUCCUCCUGUGACUCUUCUGCUCCUCCUCCUCCUGCUCCUCCUCCUCUCUC
Messenger RNA from Centropristis striata (black sea bass), 3491 nucleotides. RefSeq names its product multifunctional ROCO family signaling regulator 1 (gene mfhas1). Gene Ontology annotation, molecular function: protein binding. The transcript is spliced from 2 exons. Bases 268 to 3345 code for a protein of 1025 amino acids. The record is from RefSeq and is a predicted model, not a curated record. Lineage: Eukaryota; Metazoa; Chordata; Actinopteri; Perciformes; Serranidae.